Messenger RNA from Colletotrichum truncatum, 951 nucleotides. RefSeq lists its product as uncharacterized. The record is from RefSeq and is a predicted model, not a curated record. NCBI's taxonomy places the organism in Eukaryota, Fungi, Ascomycota, Sordariomycetes, Glomerellales, Glomerellaceae.
AUGAGGCAAAGUCUAGUUUUCGCGGUGGCAGCUCUAUCAACAUUUGUUCAGGGUGCGGUUAUUGAACAUAAGAGGGAGGAUGCCGUAAAGAGGCAAAUCGUCAACGUCGAAGGAAAUGCUGGUGUGGAAGUGACGACUGUGCCGGCAGAGAACGUUGAGAAACUGACGGAGGGCAAUGGCAUCCUCGCGGGCAUCCUCGAUGUGUUGAACGGCAACCGACAAAAUAGCGGCCAUAAGAACGCCAACAACAACAAUAACAAUAACAACAACUGUCCCACGAUGCCGCCAGCGCCACCGCCGCCACCGCCGCCGCCGCCCGUCACGGUGACGAAGACAGUCUUCCAGAAUGCCUCGAUCCCCGCACCGUUGACGGUUUUCGUCACGCAAGCUGCUCCUCCCCCAGUCAUCAUGACCCAGAGCUGCCCGCCUCCUCCUCCGCCUCCGCCUCCUGCUGCAGCUCCUCCCGCCGCUCCUCUGGUGCCACCGGCAGCGCCCCCUCCAGCAGUCACUACGCCUUCGACUCCUCCUCCUCUUGCGGCCGAACCGCCCGCCGCUGGCCCCCCACUAGUAAUUCCCGCUGCCUCGCAACCCGCCCUCGCUGCUCCCGGACUAGCAAGCCCGGCUUCUCCCUCGCAACCCGCGGCCGUUCCGCAGGCUGGCAACCCAGCCGCGGGCAACAGCCCCACGUCGUCUAUCAACCUGGGUGGUCUUGGCUCAAAUGGUGGCGCCAACCCGGCUGCUAACGUGCCUGCUCCGCAAGUCACGGUGCCCAUGAUCGCCGUCAACCCCGCCGCGCCCAAUAUUGCCGUCAGCGGUCUGUCGUUGAGCAGCAAGCUCGUCCUAGGAAAUCUCGUCCAGCAAGCUCCCGGAUUGCAGGCCCGCGCGACCCCCGGUGUGAAGGCGGCGGUGAUGGAGCCUGAGGCUGUGGUCGAGAAUGAGGACGACGCAUGA